This is a messenger RNA of Dentiscutata erythropus, 2664 nucleotides long. The record is from the annotation of a GenBank genome assembly. Lineage: Eukaryota; Fungi; Glomeromycota; Glomeromycetes; Diversisporales; Gigasporaceae.
AUGUUGCAAAAGUUAUUUCGCUCAAAGCCUACAACUAAAAAUGAAGAAGACAAGUAUGCACAAUCUUUACUCGGAACUGACCCUUGGUCUCCCCCGACUUUCGACGCUAAUCAGAUACGAGUAAUUGUCUGUCAAGAUACUGGUGAUAAAACAAAGCUGACUUUAUUCGAUUCUGCUAUUUCCACAUCUCCUAAUGCGUCGAAUGACCGGGAUCAUGCAAAUAUUGAGUCUUCUUCUUGGAGUGGUGUUAGUUUUCUCACUGGACCCUUUUUGCCAAAAUCAAGUAGCGCAAUAAAUAUAAAAUCUUCUACUUCCACUCAUCCUCGUAUUCAGGAUUCUAUUCAUAAUAAUGAGAAUAAACGAAGAAGUUUUGAUUCUGUAAAUCAAUCAAAUGCCAAUACAUUACCACCAUCGAAUCGUAGUCCAAGAAAGACGGCUCACAAUAUUGAUAUAAUUGGUGAUAUGAUGUUUGGGACGGUUCCUUUAUCAUAUAAGGGAAUGACUACGAAAAUUCAUUUGAUGAGAUCUCCGAAACCACAGAUUUUGUUGACCAAACUAUUUUCCAUAAAUCCUUCGGAUUUAGAAAGCAAUUCUUCCGGGAGAAGAGGUUCUUUUUCGUCUACCAGUAGUGAUACAUCAAUGUCUUCUUCAACUCAAGGCAGUGUUAUAACCACAAAUGGUCCCCGAAAUACUUCAAAAACUACUUCAGAUUCUAGUUUAAUUUUUUUUGAUGAUUUCUCUGAAUUAAGCGAUGAUGAAUCCUUUCGUGCUACCUCUUCUGCAUCUCUUCCAUCUUUGUUUCACGCUGGUCCUCCGAUACUUGGUUUACGUACUUCUGGUGCCUCCGUUACUUCUACUUCGUCUCUUUCCACUUCACCAAGGAAUACUUUUACUAAUAGAAGACUGCGAAGAUUCAGUCAUACUAGUAUGGAAAAUGGUAUAUUUAACCCAACGCCCUUACCGGGCAGUACUGUGCGAUCUGAUCAGUUAUCUGGCAAUCUAAGUUUGAAACAUCCUUCACGUUCCUUUGUUUAUUCUGUUGGUGUAGUUUUAUCUUUGGAAGAUAAUGACCUUUUGGAGAGUUUUGUUUUCUCUCACUUUGCAUUGUUAGAAAACAGAUUACAUCAACUUUACUCUAACGUAUUCAAAUUAAUUUGUCAUCUCCUCCGAAAAUCCCCGCCGUCGUCUUCCAUAAGUGGACCCAAUUCUAUAUUCAAUUCACCUUGUCGACCUAGAAUUUCCGCUUCUUCUCUUUCAUCACUUAUGUUGCAGAAUGAACCAUUCUGGUUAGAUGUUGUGACGCGAUUUAAGACUUCGGUGUGCCAAUUAUAUAACGCACCGAGAAUUCAGGAGCCUUUAUGGUUGACCAUGUCAACAUUUCCGCAUAAAAGGGAGAAACUCGCAAAAAGUUUUAUGUCUGAAUUAUCUUAUCUAUUAGAAAAAUACGACGACAAAAGAUCGAAUUUCUUUAUAUCGACACUAAUUACCAGCGUUCUAAUGUACCAUCUUUCUUGGGUACCAACUGUUGCUAGUGUUGCUGAUUUUGAGGAGCGGAAUGGUAAAGAUUUAUUUUAUGAUCCAUUAUGGGCUCAAUUGGGAGAUUUAUAUGGAACCAUAGGGACUCCAUCAAUAAUGAGUAGAACCAUAAUUGUUGGAACUGAUGAAAAUACAGUUCGUCGAAUAUUGUUUAUUCUUAGUUACUUUAUACGAUGCAAUGAAAUAUUUGAAAGAUCAGAAGAUGUAAUUCCUUUAGGAUUACAGCUUGAAGAGGAGUGUAAGACAUCUUUAAACUGUGAUAAAAAUUUGUCUUCAGAAUCUACUCUAUCAGAUGGUAACUCUCCUCAAAAAGGAGAUGUUGAAACGUUGAAUGCGCAAAAUAUAAAUGAAAAGCAUUUUCCCUUCACGGAUAUUUCUGUAGAAAACUUUUUAGAUGUUCCAAUGCCCAAAUCGCAAAUUCAGGCUAUAGUACCUGAUCCGUCACCAGCCACGACAGAUAAAGAUAAAAAUGCAACAAAUAUAAAAGGUCCAUUUAAAGCAGAUGAACUAUUUGUAAAAUCUUACGGACGGUCACUGAUGGCCGGUUACUGUGAGAAAUACAUGUCAGACUUUGUAUUGAUGGGUCUCCCUAAUCUUGAUGAAUUUCAAGACUCGUUGGAAACUGAUUUAAAGAAUUCUUUGCGGAUGCAGCCAUUUUCUUCGCAAGAUCCAGUUUCAAAAUCAGUUUGCAUUUUGGGACAGUUGAAUACUUUGAGCUGCUCUAUUUUGGGAUGUGAAGCUUAUAAUAGUCAUAUUAUUGGUGGAAGUCCACCAGUAACGGUUCAGGAGGAUCACAUAAGAAAUGUCAGCGGAUAUUUUGUUCCAUCAAAUACUAAGUCAGAUUACGUAUCUACUAUGCUUCAUCAAUGUAAAAAUUUGUAUACAAAUAUUGAUAUGCCUGCAGAAUCUUGUUUAGAAUAUUUAGAAGAUCAACUAAGGAUUUUAUAUCAUAAAGCUAUUAUGUAUAAAAAUUAUUUUUCUAAAUCAUCACCUCCGACUUCAAUUUCAUCACAACAUUUAUUUGUACAACCAUCUAAAAAUGAGCAAGUACCAGUAAAUAUGUUAGAGGCACUAGGAUUACAUGAUUCAGAUAUUCAAUUAGUCGAUGCCGUUAGUUCUACUUUGUAA